This is a messenger RNA of Rhipicephalus microplus (southern cattle tick), 7732 nucleotides long. RefSeq names its product junctophilin (gene jp). NCBI's taxonomy places the organism in Eukaryota, Metazoa, Arthropoda, Arachnida, Ixodida, Ixodidae. The record is from RefSeq and is a predicted model, not a curated record. Gene Ontology annotation, cellular component: endoplasmic reticulum membrane; plasma membrane; junctional membrane complex.
GAGGCGCUGGCGCCUCGCGCGGCGGAGCGGGGAUCGGCGCGCGUCUCGCACGGGGGGGCGGCCGCGAAGACUGCGAAGCCGCCCGAUCUGUCCUUCGAACGACCCCGAACCAGUGGGAGCACGACGGCGACCGGGGAGAUGUCGCCGGUGGCGACGGCCGUGCCCUGCUAGAGCGAGGAGGAUGAGCGGCGGCCGCUUCGACUUCGACGAUGGCGGCACCUACUGCGGCGGCUGGGAGGACGGCAAGGCGCACGGUCACGGCGUCUGCACGGGCCCCAAGGGCCAGGGCGAGUACUGCGGCUCAUGGCACUACGGCUUCGAGGUGUCCGGCGUCUACACGUGGCCCUCAGGCAGUGGCUACGAGGGUCAGUGGCAAAACGGCAAGCGCCACGGCUUGGGCGUCGAAACGCGCGGCCGCUGGCGCUACCGCGGCGAGUGGACGCAGGGCUUCAAGGGCCGCUACGGCGUGCGCCAGUCGCUCAUCUCCGGCGCCAAGUACGAGGGCACCUGGGCCAACGGCCUCCAGGACGGCUACGGGUCCGAGACGUACGCCGACGGAGGCACCUACCAGGGCCAGUGGCUGCGCGGCACGCGGCAUGGCUACGGCGUCCGGUCGAGCGCCCCCUUCGGACUGGCGGCGCACAACCGGAAUCCUGGCUCCGGUGGCAAAGUCGAGGUUCGCACCUCGCAGACGUCGCUGGACAGCAGCAGCCACCCCGUGGACCCGGCCUCCGAGAGGGACCGCAAGAUCGACGACUGUCGCGGCGGCUUCGUGCUCAAGGCGCGAAGCGACGAGCCUCCGCAGCGUCGUCGCUCUCUGGUCGAGAAGUCGUCCAACUUCAAAAAGUCCAUCCUCCAGGGCCUCCGAAUCAAGAAGCAGCACAGCACAGGCGACAUCGAUAAGCGGGGUGUGAGCUCGGGCUCGUCGCUGCGUUCGUCGGGCUCGAAUAUGAGCUCGGCCAGCUCUGAGUCGGCCCAGUCUGGGCUCACAGAAGCGCACACCGAUUCAAACGCCUCCUUCGUGUCACAAGAGGACAUGACAGACCAGAACGUCAUGGAGACGUACAUGGGCGAGUGGAAGAACGACCGGCGCUCGGGCUACGGCAUCGCCGAGCGCUCGGAUGGCCUCAAGUACGAGGGCGAGUGGUACAACAACAAGAAGUAUGGCUAUGGUGUCACCACCUUCAAGGAUGGCGCCCGUGAAGAGGGAAAGUACAAGAACAACCUGCUAGUCACGUCGGGCAAGAAGAAGCACCUAUUCCUGCUGCGCUCGGCCAAGUUCCGCGAGCGAGUCGAGGCCGCCGUCGCAGCCGCCCUGCGGGCCUCGCAGAUCGCGCUGCAGAAAGCCGAUAUCGCCAUCUCGAGGACGGCAACGGCAAGGGGCAAGGCUGAGCAGGCAGAUGUUGCAGCCCUGCAUGCCAAGGACGAUGCAGAGAUGGCACGCAGCGUUUCCAAGCAGUUCGCUCCGGAGCUUUACACACCAGUGGACCUGCUGAAGAAGUUAGCAGAGGUUCCAGAUUUGGCCAAGCUUCGCGUAGGUGCUGGCGGCGCGACGCCGCAGCGCAGGCGCUCGUUGUUCCAGCCGACACGCGCCCAAGAACUGACGGCGCCGCAGCUGGACGCGGCUCAGCAACAGCUCCUCAACGCUCUUACCAAAGCUCACCAGCAGCAGAGUAAUAAACCUGCCGGGUCGCGCCAAGGCACUCCGCCCGUGGCCAACGCCAAGCCGGCGCCGCCGCUGCAGCCGCCGCCACAGGCGCCUGUGCAGCACGCGCAGCCCGUGUCGCUGCCGCAGCAGUUGCCGCAGCGCGUCGAAGACACCAUGCCUCAGGUGCCCGGCGCGCCGGAGCCACCGCCGCGCACGCCACACGGCUCGCUGCAUGGCCGGCAGACGCAACGCGACGGCUACUCUUUCCAGCAGGCGAUGAACGACCACUUCGAACAAUACCGGCGCGAGCGGCCACCAUCACGCACGCCGCCGCACCAAAAAGCUGACCAGCAGCUGCCACCGCUGACGGCCAUCUACGGCGGCGCCGACUGUACGCCGGACUCUGGCGUCUCCGAGUCCAUGGACGGCGACUCGUCACCGACGCGAGUGCCAGGCGGUGGAGGUGGCCGGCGCUCGACGUUGCCCAACAUGCCACCGGACGAGGGCAGUCACCACCGGGCUGCUAGCCUAUACGUGGCGGCUCCUCGGCGUCGGCUGGCCGCACCGGCACCCGCUGAGGCACUAACGCGCAAGAAGAGUCUUCCCAACAUCGCCGACGCCGCGGCUGCCGCACCACCCUUCAUGUCGCGCGAGGAGGUGUCCGUCCUCAGCUCCCAGCGCAGGGAUGAGCUGCGCAGGAUGCAGGAGCAGGCGCACAGGCUGCGCACCAACCCGCUGCUCUACCUCUUCAAUUCUGACGUUAAGGAUUGGUUCUCGAGGCAGCAGCUGGUGAUGCUCGUGCUGUUUAUAAACAUCAGCCUGGCCAUCAUGUUUUUCAAGCUGCUGACGUAGCCGUUCCCUUUGGGAGCAGCUGGACUCGGACCCCGUGUGUGUCUCCGGCGCGCCGGUCGCGUGGCCCGUGUGUCGGCGGCGCCCGUCAGUCCCCCUGCCCCGGACUCCUGCUCUGUGAUCUGCACCGGGUGCAUGGACUUCGCCUUGUUAGCCACGGCACGGGCCUGCGGUGGCCGGCGGUGGUUGUUCGUGUUACUGGCUGGUUGACGACGACUGACGACAACACAUACUCUUUCCCUCUCUGGAGCGUACCUCACUGUCAUGCACUUGUCAGCUUUCUGCUCAAUUCUCUCGUGUUCCACCAGCGGCGUUCACGGCAGCGAGAGCACCGGUUCGUAUACGCGCAGCCUCGAGCGAGGCACAGCCCCCGGUUGUGCCACACCAACUGCCCGCUCAACCCGAGGCCGCAGAAUUCGGAUCGUCGAGGCGCUUCUUGAGGGCGAGGAGGUGCGAGAGAGAGAGAAAUGUUUCCCUAAUCCAUCGGCCGAGCCGUCAGGUUGUAUAGAAGCGCAUAAAGCAGCUUGUUGCCACGUUCUUUCCAGAUUCGCCUCGUAGCUCCAUGCAUGGUGCUCGCCCUCGUUCGCUUUGUCUCAGGUGGCCGCCAUUUGCAGCACACGGUAACGUGCCCUGGAUACAUGCCCUAUAACGCCGGAGCAGUUUACAGUUCCCACUACGCACUACGUAACAAGCGUCUGCUGCGUCCUGUUUUUUUUUUUUUUUUGUCUUGGCACUGUCAUUCUUCGAGUUCUCACUUAGACGGUGUGAUUGGCGAAGGAAUGUGCAGCAGCUGCGAAAUCAAAAGAGAAAUUCAGGCCUAGAGCGGCGCAAACUCUCUGCCAGCUCUCACCGAACCCUUUCUUCUCCCCAUAACGUGCAUAGUUCGCUGUUCAGCAUUUUAAUGCAUGGUGUACGAAUACUUCAUGCACAAUCGCACCAUCAUCUGUAACCUGCAGCAGGAACCAGUCUCAUAUUUUUACGAAAUAUCUAAUAGCAAGCAGAUACCACGUCAUGCUUAAAAAACAGUUAUUCGCUUGCAAAUAAUGCCAAGCCUUCGACUAAGCGUAUUGUCGAUGAAUAAUGCAUUUGGUGUUUCAUACUACUAGGCCGCACCGCGCCAGCGGCGAGGCAUACGUCUCAUCGUCAUGUCUCAGAGUCCUACUACACAACUGGACGUGAAUCAUCCAUUUUUUCUUCGUACAUACACACACCUUGUCUGCGCGAAGAAACCGGCUAGUGGAUUCUGUUCGUGCUGUGCACUAUAUUUAUCUUAGAGUACAUCUUUCAGGUGAUCACGUGUCAAGCGAGUGAAUGAGAAGCGUACCUCUUGAAAAUCACGAGCAUACGAACACGAGGUGAUGUUUUGCCCCGGGUGAUACGCAUUUUUAAAACGUGCAAACACAAGUGCACGCAAAACGUAGACCUAGCGUUGAUAUAUGUAUAUAAUAUAAAUAUACAUAUAUAUAUAUAGAUAUAUCAAACAACAAUCUGUGGUCGUUCUUAGUUGUGCUGUGUGCCCCUUCUACGGGCCUCCUCUUCAUCCGUUUUUUCCCUGUUUCUUUAAGGUUAGACUUUUGCAUGUUAUAGCUCAAUAAAGCGCAUUCACAAAGUUUGUGAUGGUUUCAGACAGGCACACUAGUGCCCUACUUCAGUGUUAGCCGUAGCGCAUCGCUAGGAUGCACAGCAUGGUGGGCCGUGUUUCGCACAACCGAACAACUUUGGUUCGGAAGCACACCUACAUGUCUACGCGCUUCCAAUUAGGUGCUCGUUUUCUCUAUAGAAGCACGCUCACGAGUCACUUUCUUGCGGUGCGGCGUUGUACAAUAAAAAGCUGCCGUUUAUUCUUGUGUGUUGCCAGGUUUCACUUUAGACAAGCAAUUGCGUUGUUCGUUAACAACACGUCGUUGACGUUUCAAGGCAGCUGGAUCACGGCUAAGAUUGGGCCUCGGGGAUUGGCGAGCUUGAAAGGGGAGCAGCAGUUCUAUAGUAGCCUUUCCGGCAUGUUCACGAUCACCAGGGACUAGAAGUAUCUGUUACAUAUGUCGGUAAGCAGGACAUUGGUGUUAAGAAAGGCAGUUAUAUAAGGUUGAAGAGCAGUGCAUACAAUAUUGAUGUGUGUGUUUUUAUCGCCGUGAUGGGACGCGAUAAUCUAGGGCGCUGGACUCUUCUGUUAAGGAUGUGCCAGCGCCGUGUGGCCACAUAUCCGUUGGCACGGCCGACACGUUCGAGUCACUUGUUGAAAAGCAAUCAGGAAGACGGGACGUAGUAGGGGAGGGGCACUUCACACGGUUGCAGAGCCUGCCACAAGCCAUCGUUCGCAUGUCACGCCCAGCCAAAAAUAGAUCUGUUCAAAAGAUGUAUUUUUGGUGCCCUCUGGUUGCUGUCGUUUUUUUUUUUUUUCAAAAUCAUAUUUUUCUCCGGCCUGCACUGUUGCCGGCCUUUCAUAUGCGCACACCGAUAGAGCACGAUGUCCGCCAGUCUUCGAUCCGGGAACCUCGACAACGCUACAGUGCUACGUGGCGGCCUGUGCAAAGCAGCUUUCACGACAGCAUGUGCUGAAGCACCAUUAGUGCCUCGAUUUCUAGUGGUAGCGAUACUGUAGCGUUAGUUCGACUUCGGAUUGACCUAUUUUUGCGCCCAUAUUUCAGUCGCCUGUCAGUCUUCUUUGUGAAAAAAGCGCGAUUAUAGUCGACUGUUCAUAGAUAUUUUAGAAACUUCAUUUUCGGUGUUUGGAAACAAUGAUCGAGGCUCUUUAUGACGUUCAUCUCUUUCCAAUUACUUUGGGAAUCAAUGUUUUCCACUGCCGUGAAUUGAUAGGUCACAUGUCACGAUUUGUUUGUAAACUUCGACUUUUUGUAUCUUUUUCAUGUGGGUUGACAAAAUUGAACUGUUCUUGUUAAACUAUGUUUUUUUUUUCGUUCCCGCCGUUUACUCGUGGUGUACUUUACAACCUGCCGGAAGUUGUGUGUUGUGAAAAGGUAGGAAGUAUGCCGUAGAGAUUUGUUGUGUAGUGAAGAAAAACGUGGUUUCAUCUUUCCGCGUAGGUUCCCAGUAGGCACAGUGGGAACGUUGUCUAGUCGCGCUUCGACUUUUCGGGGAUCCCACCGUUAAACGAGCACACGAACUUGUGCCUGUCGUCUAGUCAUUUGGCGCUUGCGGCCGCACCAUAGUCGUUGGAGAUUAUUUACGCUGCUUGCGCACACGAAAAGUGACUGAGAAAACCGAUAAAGUAACACUAGAUUCUUGAGGCGUCAAAAACAGUGGCAAAAAGCUUUUGCGAGGUGUUUGGAACACUGUGUUUAUCGGAGUUCAAGUUGAAAUAUACGUGGACAUUUGCAAUCGCCUUUCAGGAUUUGGUUGUAAGAUAGCUAGGCCCACAUGCGUACAUACAAUACCUGUUAACCUGUUAUCACGAAUACAUCUGACGAUUAUUAGGAAAGCCAUUUGUCAGUUAUAGUUUACGUGCAACGCCGAUGUAGCAGUAUCAAUUACGAUUAUUUUACGGGAUUUAUUGUGUACUGAACAUUGCUGAUAAACCUACUUGCGGAUGCACGACGAAAACUUUUUUGCUCUAACUCCAAAUCCUACGUCUUUAGAUGCAAUACUUGUUGGUAUUGAAUGCUGACCUAAAAAAGGACAGCGCAAAUUACAAAAAAGAAACUAAUGCGUAGAGAAUUUACGUGGCAUGCGAAGCUGUGAGAAUCUGCCUCGAACACGACACUGUUCUAUUUAAAAACACCUUAAAGUGCAAAAUUAUUAUCGCGAAUGAUUUGUACAGAUAUGAUGUUACACAGGAAACGUUAACACGAAUCGUUUGUAGAAAUGUACAGGUUCUCAGCUUAGAAGCUGUGCCAGGUGAGUGGCUCUGAGCGUUAAACUUUUGCGUGCCCACCGUGAAACGAAGCAGUCAUUCUUGUUGCCCAAGCUGUUUUUUUAUUCCUUAAGAUAUUAUGUUAGGAUGACAUUUUAAAAUGUUAUGACCAUGUCUUUGGUUGUUUACGCAGAACUGCCUUCUUUAAUUUUUUUCUCUGUUUUUUAUUAUGUAGAAAGUAUUUAUAAGGUUGUUGACGGACUUUCGACACCGGAGCGUGUAUGCCAGAAUUUAAAUGAGCCAGAGAUAAAUUCGCGGCGUGACACUUUUUUGCGGCAUAGCGACAGGCUUGACCAACCGCCUUCUAUGGGGCCCUCACGCCGUUAGUUUUCCCGAUGUCACCACAGAUAUAUUACGCGCAUGUAUUUUUCUGCAGGCGAUUGCAUCCCCACCACUUGCUCUGUUAGGGUACUGUGAAUGGCGCGACCUAACGGCAACGCGUGUCCUUUUUUUUUUUUUGCCUGGCCCCACUCCACGCAGCUGUCUAUUACCGUCCCGCGCUUUUCCUUUCUGCGCCGAAUUCCUUUUGCACUGUAAAUGGCAUGAACUCCGCCGACCAUCUGCACCGCAGUUUAGCUACGCUUAUUAAGACUGUCUCUUUUCACGAAUACGUUUUACCUUGUUGCCAAUAUCGCUUAGCUUCCUACACUAGCUGCAUCACUGGCUACGCGAGCUCAGACAACAGCUACGUUUUGGACAGCCUAAUUUUGUGCGCACGCACAAGCAUUUCCUCCUAUUUUUAGUCUUCCUCGUGCUCCUUUUUUUUGGGGGGGGGGGGGCGGUGACGGGAAGUUUCCUAAGAUGUGGUUCCACCACGCUGUGGUCGUAACAUGAUGCGUCUCACUUCUACGUUGGCAGCAGCCCCUUUUGCGUGAUUGAUAAGCCCGUUGUUCCAGGCUGUACAGACCCGAGCCCUGUGACGUGUAGACUUCGCUGAGUGUCGUAAGAGACGCGAAGGAGCUUCCCUUCGAUCGCAGCACCUUUCGCGGGAGCACGAGUUCGUCUCUGGAAUAACGGGAUCAUGGCAAUUGUGUUGUCUUAUGUAUUCCUCAAAUUUUACUAUGCUCUUUUUGAAGGCCGAGCACAACAAAGAAAAAAAAAAGAGCUCUCGUUUCGCACUGCACAAAUUAUUUGAAUUUCCUAGUCUUUCUUAUUUCCCUGUUUUUAAAAGACAGAUAUUUAUCAAAGUUGAACUUCUUCCCUUUACUUACGAUGCUGUGUUCUGACAUUUUGUGAGCAGCAGUUGUGCCUAUGCCUCUUGCAGUUAUUCUUUGUUGCCGUUCGUGACCACCCGUUCUCUGCCUUCAAGACACAGCGAUGUGACGUGAACACAUUCUGAAAUAAAAUCUUUUAUAGUGACACUA